Molecule: messenger RNA, 1172 nt
Organism: Symsagittifera roscoffensis
Lineage: Eukaryota; Metazoa; Xenacoelomorpha; Acoela; Convolutidae
Product: cathepsin B-like cysteine proteinase 3
Exons: 4
Coding region: 99-1103 (334 amino acids)
Cellular component (GO): lysosome
Molecular function (GO): cysteine-type endopeptidase activity
Source: RefSeq, a predicted model, not a curated record
AUCACUUUGUUUGUAAUAUCAUUCUGAUUGUAAUGUCAUUCUGAUUGUAAUGUCAUUCUGAUGUGGUACAAAUCACAGUUGCUGAAUUGGUUAAUCAAAUGUUUAUAAUUGUUUCUUUUGCUUUUUUAAUCCAAUUAGUAAGUUCAUUAUCGCAAGAUGACAUUGUUAAUUACGUUAACAGAAAUCGGGAGCAGGGAAAAAGUACUUGGGAAGCUAAAAAGUAUCCAUUUUCUUACCCCGACUCAAAUUUUGAUCAUGCAAUUGAUCGUUUUCCUGUAAAAGAAAAUUCCGAGUUUGGAUUCUUAACGAAUCUGUAUCAGAGCAACUUUAGAAGAACUUUCUUGGAAGUUCCUGACAUUUUUGACGCUCGGUUUAAAUGGUCUCAUUGCGACACGGUUUGGGAAAUCUACGACCAGGGUAAUUGUGGUUCAUGCUGGGCCGUUGCUGUAGCUUCUGCAAUCAGCGACCGAAUCUGCAUCAAACACCCGAAUAAUGGCUCGGUUCGGAUCUCGGCCCAAACUGCUUUGAACUGUAUUGGCGAAGGAUGUAGUAGUGGUAAUGAUCCAUUUUCUGUGUGGGAGUAUUGGGUGCAGCAUGGGCUACCGACGGGGGGACGAUUUGGAGACAAGAAAUCAUGCCAACCAUACAGAAUACCGGGAAAAGAGGCAACAGCUGCACACUUCUUGAGUUCAAUUCUCCCUAGCUUUUUUGAUAAUAAAAGUUGUCCCACGCGCUGUAUUUUACAGUACCAUAAGUCGUUCAAAAACGAUCUUUAUUUCGGAUCAAGGGCUUACAAAUUACCCUCGCUCAACACUAGAUUGAUGAAGCUGGACAUUAUGCUAAACGGGCCCGUGGUUUCCGUUGUUCGUAUGAGUGAAGAUCUUAGAAGCUACAAAUCUGGAAUUUAUCAUCAUCAAAUUGGAAAUUCAAGUAGAUACCAUGCGGUCAAAAUUUUGGGCUGGGGCAAAGAGAACGGGACCGAUUACUGGAUCUGUGCCAACAGCUGGGGUCGAUAUUGGGGGGAGAAGGGAUUCUUCAGAAUACGAAGGGGGGUCAAUGAGGCCCUGAUUGAGACUAGGAUCUCAGGUGGAAUCUCAGUGUAGAAGUGUAGAAACAAUCUUGGACCAUAGAACCAAUCGGGGCUCUUUAACUAUCCCCCCAUUUCUCUUAUA